AUCUGCGCAGUUGGAGUGUGACCGGCCGGGGAAGAGACGGAGAGUAGACAGUAGCAAUAUGUCUGGGUACAGGCAACAACCCGGGGCCUCUGGCCGGGAUUUUAAUAGCAUCAUCCAGACCUGCAGCGGCAACGUACAGAGGAUCACACACAAUACUGCUCAAAUCCGGAACUUGUUAAGUCAACUGGGAACCAUCGAAGAUUCAAGCAAACUCCAGCAGAACCUACAGCAAAUCCAGCAUUCCACCAAUGUACUUGCCAAGGAGACCAAUACAUUCUUGAAGGAUCUUUCCUCCGUUCCUACACCACUGUCUGCUUCUGAGCAGCGCCAGCAGAAGAUUCAGAAAGAGCGUCUUAUGAAUGAUUUUUCUGCUGCACUCAACAACUUUCAAGCUAUUCAGAGGAAAGUAUCCGAGAAGGAGAAGGAGGUUGUAGCUCGGGCCAGAGCUGGUUCCCGUCUGUCGGGUGAUGAAAAACAAAAGGAAGAACAACUUGUUUCAUUUGAUAACAAUGAGGACUGGAAUCAGAUGCAGGAUCAAGAGGAGGAGUUUGCUAUUACAGAAGAGGAUCUUGAACUCAUAAAGGAGAGAGAGAGUGCAAUCCAGAAACUGGAGGCAGAUAUUUUAGAUGUAAACCAGAUUUUUAAAGAUUUAGCAGUAAUGAUCCAUGACCAAGGAGAGAUGAUUGACAGUAUAGAGGCCAAUGUUGAAAGUGCAGAUGUUCACGUAGAGAGAGCAACAGAGCAGUUACAGAGGGCAGCAUAUUACCAGAAAAAAUCCCGGAAGAAGAUCUGUAUCCUAGUCCUUGUUCUUUGCAUUGUUGCUUUGAUUCUUGGAAUUAUUAUAUAUUUUUCUGUGAAAUCCUGAAAUCUUCCGUACCCGGUGUCAUGCUUCAGCACACACACAAAUCUCGCCUUCCUCUAGAUAUCUACUAAGUAUCUGCUGUGUAUCGACAUUUUCACCAACAAUCAAUGAAAAGCAGACUGUUGAAUAUUCAAAGACCUAACAUUAGUUUUUGGGAGCGAGGGGGUGGGGGGGGGUAUCUUUUAAAAAAAAAAAUUUAAAUGAUCAUCACAGCCCUGGGGUGCCCUGUUUAUAGAGCAGACUUAACUGGAGAAAUGAAAUGUUUUGCCUAUGCAUUUGACUUAAUGUCCAGUGGAAACAUCUUUUAAACCAUUUAUGAAGUUCACCGGCGGUGGGACGCUCUUUCACACUUUGCUGUCAUUAGGACUCUGCUUCUUUUCAUUGUAUAACAGCCAUGUGACCCCCAAAUGACCUAUACCAGCCAUCAUAUGACUUCCCAAAUGACCCCUAAAAGAAAAAAAAAGAUAAAUCAAUAACCUGUGUACUACAGAGUAGUUAAUACUUCCAGUAACGUUUGAGAUGGCUUCUGCUGUUUGCGCUUUAAGUCUCUCCCAUUGUAUAUACAACCUCUUAACACUUGUUAUCUUUUUAGCUUGUUAUUUGUGUUCAAAGAAUAUCAGUGAAUGUGCUAGUAUUGUUUAUAACUAUUUUCUCAAGACUAUAAAUAUGGGCAAUGUUUUGCUUCUCUGAUAAUGUGUGUGUAUAUUAUGUAUAUAAUCACACACUUAUAUGCACACAUGCCUAACACACUAAUGUGAAUUCCUGUAUAUACUAUUUUUUUUUUUCCUAUCUAUGUAUUGAGGGGCGUUACUGACUCCUUUGUGUGAAAAGGGUUUAUUCAGGGUUGUAUUAAUGUUUGUUGAAAAGACCCAAGAUCAGAAGAUUGAAUUAAAAUCACAAUGUAACACA
Bombina bombina (fire-bellied toad) is the source of this 1771-nucleotide messenger RNA. It is a transcript of the gene STX12, whose product is annotated as syntaxin 12. Gene Ontology annotation, biological process: vesicle-mediated transport; intracellular protein transport; vesicle fusion. NCBI's taxonomy places the organism in Eukaryota, Metazoa, Chordata, Amphibia, Anura, Bombinatoridae. Gene Ontology annotation, molecular function: SNARE binding; SNAP receptor activity. The transcript is spliced from 9 exons. The record is from RefSeq and is a predicted model, not a curated record. Bases 59 to 865 code for a protein of 268 amino acids. Gene Ontology annotation, cellular component: postsynaptic recycling endosome; endomembrane system; synaptic vesicle membrane.